AUGUCUACUAAUAAUUUAUUUUUUAUUUUUAUUUUUUCAAUAUCCACUUUCUCUGUUAAUGCUUUACCUCAUUAUAAUCAAAAUAAUCAAAACCAAUUACUCCAACAAAAUAAUAAUUUUCAAAAUUUACAAAGAAAUAGUGCAAGUAUUUCUUCAAUUUCUGCCUGUUUAUUUUGUUCUCUUUGUGGUUUACCAGAAAAUCCUUCAUCUUGGAUUAAACCAACAACUACAUUAAUAAAUAAAAAUAAAUGUGAAGACAAAAGUAAUAAAUGUAGUGAAUUUGUUAAACUUUGUGAUGAUGGAAUAUAUAAAUAUUUUCUUCGUUCACAUUGUUCCUAUACUUGUGGAAUAUGCAAUAAUACAACAACAAAAACAUUAAAAGAAACAAAUACAAAAACAAUUCCAAUAACAACAACAACAUCAAAACCAACAAAACAUUUACUAAAAACAUCAACAACCCCCAAAACAAUAAAAACAUUCAAAACAACAUCAAAACUUAAAAGUCAAGAAAUUAAUGAACAGAAAACAAUCAAAAAUACAAAAACAACAAAUUCAAUAGAAAAUAAAAAAGAAAUAAUUAAAACAACAAAAACAACAUUAUCUAGUACAAUUAAAGGAAUUACUAAUCAAGUUUCUAUUGAAGAAGAGGAACCUUUAGAAGAAUGUGAAGAUAUUGGCCAAAAUUGCAAAGCAAUGGAAUCUGGCUGUCAAGAUAUAGGGCAACGAAAUAUUCUUGGGACUUUUUGUCGAAAAACAUGCAAAUUUUCUGCAAUUGGAGUAAGUCCAAAUCCUUGUCAAUCUCCUCUUCUACAAAGACCGGGUUUAACUUUAACAGAAGAAUUAAUGGAUGGACAAAAAGUUUGUUGUGGAUUUGAUAAAAAAAUAAAUGGUUAUUUGCCUGAUGGAAAAAAAGAAGAUUCUAGUCUUCGAAAAAGGCCAAAAGGGAGUAAAUUAAUUUGUAAAAAUGCAAUAACAAUUCCAAUUUCAAAUGGAAAUAUUGUCCCAAAAUGCCCACCAAAACUUUUUUAUGAUUCAAAUAAAGAUAAAUGUUGUAGAUAUCAAAAAAAUAAAAAUAAAUUAAGAAAAGAUUAUUCAAAAUGUAAAGAUUUAUCAGCCCCAGGAAAACCUUCAGAUUGUCCAGCAAAUAAACAUAGAUGUAAUGAAACUAUUUGGUAUAAAUUAAUGACUAAACAAUGCCCUAAAACUUGUGACAGAUGUGAAGAAUAUAUUAAAUUGAAUAUAUCUCGAGAUGUUGGAGGUAAAGGAAAGAAAAGAUUUUUUGGGGGAAAAUUAUUUUUUAAAGUUUGUCGAGACGGAAUUGGCCCAAAUGGAGUAAGUGAAUGCCCACAAAAUAAACAUCGUUGUGAAGAUAAAAUUUGGAAAGAUUUUAUGAAAAAAGAAUGUCGUGAAACAUGUGGAUAUUGUGGAAAAAGUUUAAAAAAGAAAGGAAAAAAAAGAAGAAGGAAAAGUAAUAAAAACACAACAACUACUACAACAAUAAUUACAACAACAACAUAA
Molecule: messenger RNA, 1518 nt
Organism: Meloidogyne enterolobii
Lineage: Eukaryota; Metazoa; Nematoda; Chromadorea; Rhabditida; Meloidogynidae
Source: the annotation of a GenBank genome assembly